AUGGAGACGACGCCGCUUGUGCCCGGGGUGGCAGGAACCAAGGCCAGCGCCUCCAGCGCCAAGCUCGACACGUUCCUGGGGGUGUUUGUCCCCACCACCUUGAACGUGCUCCUGAUCCUUAUGUUCCUCCGCUUCGGGUUCAUCAUCGGCCAGAUGGGCAUUGCCGGCACCUUCGGCCUUCUCUUGCUUUCCUACUUUAUCAACGGGCUCACGGUGAUGCUGAUCUCGGCCAUCAGCACCAACGGCACCGUCAAAGGCGGCGGCGCCUACUACAUGAUCUCGCGGCUGUUAGGCCCCGAGUUCGGCGGCGCUGUCGGCAUCAUUUUCUGCUUGGGACAAGUGCUCAACAGUUCGUUGAACGUGGUGGGUCUCAUCGAGCCCAUAUUGGUCAAUUUCGGCCAGGAGCUGGGGGUGAUCGCCAAAGUGCUCCCCACGGGCUACUGGCCCCAAUUCGGCUACUCGCUGAUCCUCCUCGCCGUGUGCACCGCGGUGGCGAUGGUGGGGGCGCAGCUCGUGCUGAAAACCGGGUUCUUCUUGUUCAUCAUCUUAUUUAUCCUGACGGUGCUGGUGCCGAUCCUGGCGAUCUUCAAACAGCCGUUCCACCCGUUCCCGCCUCCAUUUGACAACUUGACCUAUACCGGUCUUUCAUGGGACACUGUGCGCUUGAACAUGUGGCCUCAGUUUACUCUGGGCGCGGCCGGGUCGGUGAUGCCGCCAGGAGUGAAGGAGAACUUCCGCAAUCUCUUUGGCAUUUUCUUCCCCGCCACCGCCGGGAUCUUCGCCGGGGCUAGUAUGCUGGGAGAACUCAAACAUCCCAGUAAAUCAAUCCCUCUUGGCACGAUUCGCGGGCUUCUGCUCACGUUCGUCCUCUACUCAUUCGUCAUUCUUGCCCUCGGCCUGCUGACGCCGCGGCAAGUGUUGCACCACGACAUUGGCAUUAUUCAGACAAUUAACCUUCACCCCGUGGUGGUGAUCAUGGGGGAGUUGGCCACCUCGCUCUUCUCAGUGAUCAUGGGGAUCGUGCUGGCACUGACAAUGCUCACAGCGAUUGCUGGCGACCGUAUCAUCCCCGGCCUCGAGCGGUUCAGUCGAGUAAAGAAACUGCCCCAACAAAAGAAGAAAGCCGACGUCUACUCCAUCUUAGCCACCUGGCUUCUCGCUCAGUUCUGUCUCUUUGCAGACAUCAACGAGAUCGCCACGUUCAUCACCAUGGCCUUCCUCAUGACAUUCAUCGUCACCAACAUGGCGUGUUUUCUUCUCCGCAUCGGCUCGGCGCCUAACUUCCGUCCGCUGUUCCGCUAUUUCAGCUCCAAAACUGCUGGUCUCGGAGUGCUCCUGUGCCUUGUGGCUAUGUUUAUCGUCGACGGCAUCUCGGCUACCCUCAUCAUCUUUUGCCUCAUGUUGCUCAUCUUGAUCAUCCAUUACUGCACACCUCCUCUGCACUUUGGCGACAUUUCUCAGUUGCUUAUCUAUCACCAAGUACGCAAGUACCUUUUAAGGUUGAAACUUAAUAUGAGCGUCAAGUACUGGCGACCUCAAAUUUUGCUUCUUGUCGACUCUCCUCGGACACUGUGGAACCUUAUAGGGUUUUGCAACCACUUGAAAAAAGGAGGGCUCUACAUCCUAGGGCACGUGGUGAUCCAAAGCGACGAGAGUGCUAACCCCACCCUGAUGUUUGGCGAAGUAAAGAAACAAAAGCAGGCGUGGUCCAAGUUGCGAGAUAUGCUCAACAUCAAGGCAUUUGUCCAGAUUGCUUGGGGUCCCUCUAUCGUGUGGGGGGUACGCAAUGUAUAUUUAGGUCUGGGGCUCGGUGGUAUGCGACCCAAUAUCACCGUGCUUGGGUUUUACGACUUUGCCAAACGGGGUCUUGAUUCGUUCGCGUUGACUUCAGGUAAACUGUCACUGGGGCUCCCCACUGACGAAUGUCGUGCCGAGCGUAAAGUGCUGAUAAGCCAGUGGGUCCAAAUAGUGGAGGAAUUGGUGAUCAUGCAAGCCACAGUGGCCGUUGCUGCUAACUUUGGUAAUCUUCACCUCCCCGACCUCAAGUUCAAGCCUCACCACGUCUUCUCCAAGUAUAAGACGAAAAUGAGGCUCGAUCACGAGCAGAAGCGGUUUAUCGAUUUGUACCCGAUUCAAAUGCUGAGCAUCAACCAAAUGGGUGACGGCAAGCUGGUUUUGAGUACCAACUUCGACACCUACACGUUGAUUCUUCAAUUGGGAGCGAUCUUGGCCACGGUUGACGAAUGGAAGUAUUCGCACCAGUUACGAGUGAUUGCCUUUGUUGAAACCAAGGAAGAGAUUGCUGAAGAACAGGACCGGUUAGCAGAGUUAUUAGACUCAUUGCGGAUUGAUGCCAUCACAAAGGUGGUAGCGUUAGAUCAAGGACUCCCCGGCGAAAAGGGGCUUGCGUCGUAUAACUUUGUUGUCAAAGGGUAUAACAAAACUCCUUUCAACGCUAACGAGUACGCUCGCAUUGACCAAGUACUCAAAGGCGACCAGUGGUGGCGCAACUUGUGUCAAGCUCGCGAGGCAUUAAAGGAAAUCGACCGCAAGCGCAUGUUACGAAACCAGCUGAAGGCGUUUCUUAACGAGUUUGGUAAGCCGCCGGUGGAACGGUUUGCGCCCUUGAAUUUAGGCGGCGGCACCUAUGGGUCAAUGCAGCCACUGCUUCAAGUCCCUAAAUCAAUGCAGCGACGUGCUACUCUUUCAAAUUUGAACCAACAGGGGAUGCUGCUUUCGUUUGGCAUGCGCGCCGGCUCCAACUACUUCCCCGGUGACGCAGGAAGCGACUACCUGGAGCUGGAGAUCGAAGACGAAAGGCUGCCUACACCACCACCAAACUUUCGCGACCCGUUCGUCCUCAACUCAGACUCUACUUAUGUUGAAUCAAGUUCGCCCGUACAACCCGAAUCUCCGCAGUUGACCGUCGAGCCUUCGAAUGUGCUGAUUAGGCUGUCAGUGUCCAACUUACGCCCUAACUUUAGUGCGGUGAAAAUCCCUAAACCGUACAUUAACGAUGACGAGGACGACGUAGCUGGUGAUGAUGACGAGGAGAAUAAGCCGUCGAUCCAGUUUGAGGAGACGUCCGAUGACGAAGGUACUUUGACCAUCAAGCCGCGGGCAACGCCAAGCGCAAAGCCGUCGUCCCGAAAUAUCAUCAACAAUUAUGAGAUUAACGAACAAUUAAAGACGCCCCAAUUCUUGGCUCAAGAUGAUGACGAUGUUGAGAUUCCUCCGCAACGGCUUGACGAUUGGCAAUCUUCGCCGAAAUUGCUGGCUCGUAAGGUGAGCUCCACUAGCGGUAUCACCAAGCGCCAGCUUCAGGAGGAACUCAAAGGACUCACGUUCAGUGACUUGCCGGCUAAAGGCCAACACUUGAUCCUUAAUGAUCUCAUGAAGGUCAUGCUGCCUCAAGCUACCACCGAUGUCAUUUUCCUGACACUUCCAGCCCCAGUACUUGGCACCCACAAGAAUGAGGCCGACUCUAUCGAGUACACGCGGAACUUGGCAGUGUGGUUCGAGGGAUUGCCGCCGGUGUUGUUGUUUAACUCACAAACAGUAACCGUGACCACAAACCUUUAA
This is a messenger RNA of Diutina rugosa, 3582 nucleotides long. RefSeq lists its product as uncharacterized. Gene Ontology annotation, molecular function: potassium:chloride symporter activity. Gene Ontology annotation, cellular component: membrane. Gene Ontology annotation, biological process: potassium ion import across plasma membrane; potassium ion homeostasis; cell volume homeostasis. Lineage: Eukaryota; Fungi; Ascomycota; Pichiomycetes; Serinales; Debaryomycetaceae. The transcript has a single exon. Bases 1 to 3582 code for a protein of 1193 amino acids. The record is from RefSeq and is a predicted model, not a curated record.